UUUUAACUUUUAACUAAUCUAAUCUCAUUUAAUGUCUCUGUUUAUAGUCUGUAUAGUUUAUCCCCCCACUAACACACUUAAAGUAGUCUUAAAAUAAAACCCACAAAACAGUUCAAGAUGAUAUACUUUUUAUUUGCUCAUUUAAUGCCAUUUGCCCUCUUUCUCUGUUUGUCACUCAUUUGCUUAUACUCACUCAAAGUACCAAUUUGUACUGAUGAGUCUAGUGUAUUUUUUUCCCUCUUUCUCUCUGUCUCACACACACAGACCAACACACAGACAUGUAUAUGCUCAUUAUUGCUCUUCAAACUGAUGGUCAAAUUUCCAAGCACCACCUGAACGCCUCAUUUGUUUUUAACCCAUCACGGGACCAACUGUCGUCAUUCCGCUUUGCUCUCUGCUGUGGAACCUGACUGACAUCUGUGCUUUGACUGUGUGCAGAAGAAGAACAAGGACGAGAUCUCCAGUCUUCUGUCUCACAUCCCAACCCCCCAUCCCCUCUAUCCUCUGUCCUGCUCCACCUGUUGUCUCUGCCUUCUUUCCAUCUGUAUUUCACCCUGUGGUUUGUGAGAAAUUUUGCCAAACCAAGAAUCUUAUUGCGGUUUGAUUUCAAAGCCGUGUCUCUCCUGCUCUGUCUGUUCUCUCUGCUAAAUUUUCUCUCUACCUGUUUUUCACUCUUUGGUUUGCUGCUGAAAAAUGCACAAGCCAAUAAAGCAAUAAAGAGUGCAUAUUUUGCCUCAACCUAUGAACAAACUGAACAAACAAAGAAAAUCUAAUUCACGGUUAAUUGGGAUUUCCCAGCCGUGUCUUUCCUGCUCUGUCUGUUCUCUCUUCUAAAUUUUCUCUCUACCUGUUUUUCACUCUUGGCUUGCUGCUGAAAAAUGCCAAGCCAUUAAAGCAAUAAAGAGUGCAUAUUGCCUCUACCUGAGAACAAACAAAGAAAACUCUGCGGUUUGAUUUCCAAGCCGUGUCUCUCCUGCUCUGCCUGUUCUCUCUGCUAAAUUUUCUCUCUACCUGUUUUUCACUCUUGGCUUGCUGCUGAAAAAUGCCAAGCCAUUAAAGCAAUAAAGAGUGCAUAUAUUGCCUCUACCCUGAGAACAAACUGAACAGAGAAAACUCUAAUUCACGGUUUUAUUUUGAUUUACAAGCCGUGUCUCUCCUGCUCUGCCUGUUCUCUCUUCUAGAUUUUCUCUCUACCUGUUUUUCAUUCUGGGCUUGUUGCUAAAUUGUGCCAAGCCAAUAAAGAGAGUGCAUAAUAUUCUCUCGACUGAAGAACAAACUGUCAAACAAACAAAGACAUUGUUUUUGAGAAAUAAAAACUGAACUAUAAAGAGAAAGAAAACAUCUCCUGGUGUGUGCCACUCUUAUUUUUUGAAUAUAUUUUCUAAAGACUAACAGAAACACUUAAAGGUGUGUAAAAAUGCCAAAAAAGCAGAAAAAGUCACAAGCUGCAAAACAACGCUGGAAGAAGUUCCAUGAGUUUCACAAAGUACCAACAUGUGAACAAGCUGAGUAUGAUUUUCCUCAGAGCUCUGCAGAAGACUGUGUGUCUGCAAAGACCAAUGCUGAUGGUGUCAAACGGGCAGGUCAACAUGUUCCUGCACAUGUACAACAGGUAUCCUAUGCGGAUGCUGUAAAGAGUGGACUGCAGCAUGAAUUUAAUGAACAUCAGGUAUAUCAUAGAGACCAACAUAAGGUGUCAAGUACCCCACAGGUGGGUUAUGCUGAUGUUGUGAAAAGUUGCCGUCACACUGAUGUGGCAGGACCAUCUCAUGCAGAAACAGUGAACCUUGAAAACCAGCCCUCUGUAACACAUGUCUGUGCAUCUCACAGCCAGGCACAUCGUAAAUAUGGAGACUCCAGAAACAAGCAGUGCACAUGUAACUCACUCACAUUUCUUGCAUUCCUUCAUGAGAAUGAAAACAUGACUACAGCUGACCUUAAUCUGGUCUUGGAUAAAGGUGAUGUGAUGUACAAAGAGGCCAAGAAAAGAUUUCCUAAAAAUAUUCAUUUGGCAACCGAUGAGCUGCCAGACAAAGUUUAUGCUCGCAGGUCUAUGUAUCAUGUCGACAUGACACAGCCUUCCCGGUAUGGGACAUUUGAAGAACCUCCAGAAGAAGCAGUAGAUACCUUUCUCAGCUUUGAAGCAGGACUGAGCUGCCUGUUGUCAGAUGUGCAGUAUGCCUUACUGAUUAUGAGUGGAUUGUGUAUCGCAGUGUUCAGAUCCACAUCAGGCAAAUAUGGUUUCUUUGAUCCACACUCCAGAACAGCCUGUGGUCUUCCUCUACCACUACAGUCACGUAAUCGUGGUACAGCUCUGAUGCUCAAAUUCACACUCCUCAGUGACAUGAUUAAGAGGCUCCAAGAUUCUUAUGAAAUGAUGGAGAUAUCACCUUUUUGUAACUAUGAGCUGAAGCCUGUGCAAUUCUACAGUAUGAGCACAGUCAACCUGAGUGAUACUAUCACAGACACAGUCUGCAGACCAACAGCUGCCACUGCUGUGGCACCUACUCACUCUGAUACAACUGUUGAUGAAGCAAACUCCUCUACUCCAAGGAGAAAUACAAUCACUGAUCUGACUGAGAACAUCUUUUGUCAAAUGUCCAUUUGUACGCCACUGGUGAAACAAAAAGAAGUCCACAUGACUCAGUUCACAUCAUAUGAAGAUCAGAAUGAACCUCCUAAUAUACCAACUGAAGAACUAUGCAGUGAAUUAAGUUUCCUUCCAUCAAGGGAUGCUUUUUCAUGUCAAUCAAAUGCUGCAAUAACAAAUGUUGCUGCCUGUGAUCUUUCUGAUAUAGUUUUACAAAAACUGAAAAAAGUUAAUAAACAACAAAGGCACAAAAUGAAAAGAAGAUUAAUGGCAUCAGAGAAACCCAGAAAUCAGAGAAAAGAAAACCAAAAAAGGAAAGAACGACAAAAGUAUGCUUCAAAUAAAGAUUACAAAGAAAAGAAAAAAUCUUGCACAAGCGAGGCAUAUAAAAACAAUCCUGAAGUUAGACAGAAAAAACAACAGUAUGUUAAAAGACGUUACCAUGCGAAUGCUGAAUUCAGAAAGAAACAACAACAGUAUGUUAAAAGACGUUACUGUGAGAAUGAAGAAUUCAGAAAGAAACAACAACAAUAUGUUAAAAGACGCUACUGUGAGAAUGCUAAAGUUAGACAAAAACAAAAACAAUAUAUUAAAAGACGUUACUGUGAGAAUACUGAUUUCAGAGAGGAGAAAAAAAGCUACAUCACUAAAAGGUAUCGAGAAAACCCAGAAUUCAGAGAGAGACAGAGACAACUGAUGAAACAACUAAUGCGAGACAGGUAUCAAAGUAAUCUUGCAUUCAGGAUUAUGCACAACAUGAGAUGUGCCAUGAAAAUAAGAAGGGAAUACAGAUGGGUGAACAGACAAACCCAAGAGAGUGACAACAGUGUGAUCAACGAGGCCAUAUCGGUGUUCAAAUCACAAAUCAAAGUUGGACCAUCAUACCCAUGUACUGUCUGUUUCAAGGCUUCAUUUCCAAACCAAUAUAAGGAUGUGAGCAUCAGAGAUGAUGCUGAGCUGUGUGACCCAACACUUCCUGAUGAAGAUGAUGAGGAGGAGGAUGAUGAAAACAUGAAUGAGGACGAUUAUGAUGAGGCUGAUUUAAUGGAAAUUGACAGCUUUCUGGACAACACAACACCUGAGUCUUCCAAUGUUUGGAUGACAUCUUUGAAUGACAAAUACAAAGCCAGACCUGAAACACCAGAGUAUGAGGAGAUGUGCAUGGCAGACUUUGCUGCUACUUGCAGGAUUGUCUAUGGCCAACAGACAAAAGACCACGAACUGAAAACACCAUCUUUGCCAACCUAUCAGGCUUUCUAUGGUGCUGGCUGUGUACAGCUACCAGGUACUGACCGUCUUGAGUACGUGCAACACAUUGUCAAAAGAAACAGAGAGAAAUAUGAGAAAAACAGUGAGGAGAUCGAGAGCGCUGUUGAGGAAUAUGAACAGAACAGAGAUGCAAGACUCAAACAGAUCAAAGGGACUCGGAGACCCUUUGGAGGCAUGUCAGUCAUUGCUGUUGGAGACUUCUAUCAGCUACCCCCAGUGCGACAGUCUAAACCGCUCUGUGUGCACGACCCGUCCGAGAUCGACCUGUGGCGGGAGCAUUUUCAGAUGAUCACUCUGACUGAGAUUAUGCGUCAGAAAGAUGAUGUUGUCUUUGCUGAGAUGCUGAACAGAAUCCGUGUGAAAGGAAAGUUGGAUGAGCUUUGCGAAGCAGAUAGAGAUUUGUUGUCACAGGCCAUAACUGAACCAGCCCUUUGUCCGACUGAUGCGUUGCACAUUUUUGCAACUAAUAAAGAAGUGGAUGCACACAACUCUGCAACACUGGCUCUGCUCCAUACUCAUAUCAUUGACAUCCAUGCAGAUGAUUAUAGAAAGGAUCCUAGAACUGGCAGAAUGGCACUUCAAGACAGACCAUUCAAAGGAGGUAAAAACGAGUUACCAGACACACUGAAAGUUGCAGAAGGAGCUCGUGUCAUGCUCACCAGAAACAUUGACAUACAAAAUGGUUUGGUUAAUGGAGCUUUUGGAAAACUACUUAGAGUAGUUUACUCUGAAAAUGACCAACACAUCAUCAAGCUUGGACUUAAAAUGGAUAAUGAGACAUCUGGAAAGAAUAACUGCACACCAGCAGACGACAUGGUGUACAUUGAGAGAGCAGAGGAGAAUCUAAAGCAGAAAGGAGUGAGCAUUUUUGAGCCCGGCAUGGCCUACGUAGCUGUCAGUAGAGUGACGUCUCUCAGUGGACUGUAUCUUCUUGAUAUGGAGGAGAAAAAAAUAUUCACCAACCCAGAAAUCACUGCAGCGCUUGAGAACAUGAGACAAGCCAACCUUGAUGACAUGAUGCCUCUUCUACACAUGUUUUGUGCCUAA
Molecule: messenger RNA, 4906 nt
Organism: Oreochromis niloticus (Nile tilapia)
Lineage: Eukaryota; Metazoa; Chordata; Actinopteri; Cichliformes; Cichlidae
Exons: 9
Coding region: 1418-4906 (1162 amino acids)
Biological process (GO): DNA repair; telomere maintenance
Molecular function (GO): DNA helicase activity
Source: RefSeq, a predicted model, not a curated record